AGGAAAUAAUAUAUUUCCAAACAGGAAGGCAGCACGGAGAGUCUUAUUCGGCAGAUAUACCUGCCUUCUCAGUGGGAAUGAAGCGAGCAAACUGGCGAUCGAGAGGCAGGGAUCGACACCGACAGUACCAUCAGUCAGACUGGCGGAGGUCUGACCGUUCAACCCACAAUAAUGACCAGGAAUAUAGUUCUGGCAGCACAGCAGACACUGGUGCAUCAAGUGAUUCGGCUUCAUCCGCUGGGGCCAGUACGCCUGCACCAGAGUUGCCAGGCUUCUACUUUGACCCAGAGAAAAACCGCUACUUUCGUUUGUUGCCUGGACACAACAACUGUAACCCUCUGACAAAGGAGGGGUUGCAAAAGAAGGAAGAGGAGAAGAGGAGAUCGGCCCUUCUAGCAGAGGACGAUGGUCCCAAGAAGAAAGCUCCCAGGACUGGGUUGAAUUCUGCAUUGCUGUUACAGAAGAGGCAUUUGGGUCUACUGCCCCCAAGCUCCUAUUGUAGGCUGAUCCAUGAAGUGAAAGUCAGUGGGAUGCAACGUCACAAACUGGAGGUGCAGAGCGCAAACUCCAGCAGCCCAAACACGGACAACUUCCAUCUCAUAGUUGCUGAUUCGGCUUGUGAGCGAGUUUUCACUGUGAACGAUGUGUCACACGGAGGUUGCAAGUAUGGCAUUAUGAACUUCCAUGGCUGCAGAAAAGGUUCUCUGUCAGUGGAGAUGUGUGAUAACCUUUACUUUACCAACCGCAAGGUGAACUCUGUAUGCUGGGCCUCCGUGACACACACAGAUUCUCAUGUUCUGUUAUGUUUGGUGGGCAUCUCUCAGACGCCAGGCUGUGUAAGCUUAUUGCCUGCUUCUCUUUUCAGCAACUUCAAUCCAGAUCAGCCAGGGAUGCUGUGCAGUUUUAAGAUUUCCACAGCUUGGUCAUGUGCAUGGUGCCUAAACCCACAGGCUGAUAAAACUUUCAGCACUGGCCUUUCUCGGCGUGUAAUUGUGACAGAUGCUGUGACUGGACGCAGGGCGACUUAUGUGGCUGGCAGUGAUGUUCUUGCUCAACAGUUUGCCCUAAGGGCUCCUGUGCUGUUCAACGGCUGUCGCUCAGGAGAGAUCUUCAGCAUUGACCUACGCCAGCGUGACAGGGGUCGCAGUCACAGUUGGAAGACCAGCCGCUUCUUUCAGGAGUCAGCCAUCACCUCGCUCCAACUGCUACAGGAUGAGAACUACCUCCUUGCUGCUGACAUGCUGGGCAAGAUAAAGCUCUGGGAUAUCCGUGUUAAGCGGUCCGUCAAACAGUACGAAGGUCACCACAACGAAUACGCCUACCUACCUAUUCACGUCAAUGAGCCAGAAGGACUGCUGCUUGCUGUGGGCCAGGACUGUUACACCCGGCUUUGGAGUCUCAGUGAUGGUCAUCUCCUCCGGACAAUCCCUUCGCCCCACCCUGCAGAGAAGGACUCGAUACCAAAUGUGGUGUUUUCCUCCCAGCUGGGUGGUUGUAGAGGACUACCUGGACUCCUUAUGGCUGUUCGCCAUGAUCUGUACUACUAUUCUUACAAUAAAGACUAUCAGGAUGGGCUGGCAGUGGAGGGUCAGUGUUAGCAUCACCCUUGGCCUCUGAAAAUGGGCUGCCUUGUAACAACCAGCAUAUGAAAUUUGAGUCUGUUACCAUUGAUACUGUGUCAUACUGACCAAAAUGUUGCCAAUUGUACCAUCUUCCUUUUAGUAAAAUUCUAGAUUAGACUUUCAGGGAUUCAGAAUACUUGCUUGUCCCUUAAAUUAUGUUGAGAGUAAUUUUGAAAAUCUUUUUAGAAUUAUACAAUGUACAGUCAUAUUUUCAGUGUUAAUAAUCCACUUGAAUUUUACCUCCUAAAAGUGCAAUUUCAAAAAAAAAGUUUAUGGUUAAUGGUUUUGAAAGUAAAAAAUGACAUUUACUUGAAAUAUGCUGCAACUUUUUUUUGUAAAAUGAGGGGGAAAUGUUUGUCAUUGUUCAAAGUGAUGAAAUUAGACAAUAAAAACGAA
Myxocyprinus asiaticus (Chinese sucker) is the source of this 2018-nucleotide messenger RNA. Its product is annotated as DDB1- and CUL4-associated factor 4-like. Gene Ontology annotation, cellular component: Cul4-RING E3 ubiquitin ligase complex. The coding region runs from base 78 to 1598 and encodes 506 amino acids. NCBI's taxonomy places the organism in Eukaryota, Metazoa, Chordata, Actinopteri, Cypriniformes, Catostomidae. The record is from RefSeq and is a predicted model, not a curated record. Gene Ontology annotation, molecular function: protein binding. The transcript has 14 exons.